GGUGCAGCGGGCGGCAUGGCGAGCACGGCGUCGGAGAUCAUCGCCUUCAUGGUCUCCAUCUCGGGCUGGGUGCUGGUGUCCUCCACGCUGCCCACCGACUACUGGAAGGUGUCCUCCAUCGACGGCACGGUCAUCACCACCGCCACCUUUUGGGCCAACCUGUGGAAGACGUGCGUUACCGACUCCACCGGAGUCUCCAACUGCAAGGACUUUCCCUCCAUGCUGGCGCUGGACGGUUAUAUCCAGGCAUGCAGAGGACUUAUGAUUGCUGCUGUCAGCCUGGGCUUUUUUGGUUCCAUAUUUGCACUCUUUGGAAUGAAGUGUACCAAAGUCGGAGGCUCAGAUAAAGCCAAAGCUAAAAUUGCCUGUUUGGCUGGGAUUGUAUUCAUACUGUCAGGGCUGUGUUCAAUGACUGGCUGUUCCCUGUAUGCAAACAAAAUCACAAAGGAAUUCUUUGAUCCUUUCUUUGUUGAGCAAAAGUAUGAAUUAGGAGCUGCUCUGUUUAUUGGAUGGGCAGGAGCCUCACUCUGCAUAAUUGGUGGUGUCAUAUUUUGCUUUUCAAUAUCUGACAACAACAAAGCACCCAGAAUGGGAUACCCAUACAAUGGCGCCGCAUCUGUCAUGUCUUCUCGGACAAAGUAUGGCGGAGAGGGAGAUUUUAAAACCACAAACCCUUCAAAACAGUUUGAUAAAAAUGCUUAUGUCUAAAAGAGCUCCGCUGGCAAGCUGUAUCUUGAGUUUGUUAUAAAAGUGAACUGUUCACAAAAUGAUCCCAUCAACGCCCUCCUGUAAUUAACACUCAAAACUGUUUUUAAAAUAUCAAUUUGAAGUAUUUGUUGAUUGUACGGAUGUAAAUGUUCUUACACAGUGAUAUACUAAUCACUUUCUGUUGUGGCUUUCUAUAAAAAAUAAACAGGUUAUUUACAGGAUUUGUAAUAUAUUUUAUACAUUUAUAGAACAUGUAUUUAGUACCAAAGGUUCAAGAAGUAUUCAUAAUAUAGUUCUUUUUAACAUUCAUACAUGAAAGUCUUCGUCCCCACUCCUUGUUUCUUUCCAUUCGCUUAUGAAACAGAAUGUUUAUAAGGAAGGGUGUCUUAUUAACAGUAUGGGGACAAUCUGAGACCGUUCCCCAAAAGGUGUCCAGGUUAAAUGGAUGUUACUGGUUGCACAGAGUUGACAUCCACCUAGUUUCUUAGCAAUCGACUUAUGGUCUGUCACGACUGCAAUUCAGUAUGAUGGCUUGGGGAAGGGCUCAUGGGGCCAAGACGUUAUUGCCCUUUUCGUGGCACCUCCACCUUAAAUAACUGCUUAGGCUUCUGAGGUGGGGCAUCAGCAGAGCUGUGCUGGGGACACUGGUCGUGGUGAUUCUGGAGCCAAUAAAGGUAACACACCAUACAUGCCUUAACUCACUCACCCCUCACAGCCACCCUGAGGUCAGUAUUUUUAUCUUGCAUUUACAGGGGAGAAAAUUAAAGCAGAGUUUUAAAUAACAUGCCACAGUAGUGACAAAACCAGGACUUUGAACCGAGGCAGUCUAGAGUAAAAUAUAUUGUUCUAAGCUGUGAAUAAGAACUGGCAUCUGUGUUAUCUGUAAGAAACUGUCCAAUAUGCACCAAACGUGCGUGAAUAUAACAUUUUCCUGAAGUGCAAAAGACUUAAAAUCGCAUUGUUGGCAGGUAGUCAAUGGAAAGAAAAGGAAAUGAACAAGUUUGUUAAAUAAAUCCCAUACUUUGAUAAACUUGAAGUAUCUUUUCCAGAAAUAUGAAUUAACUGAAAGACAUAAAGGUAGGUUAGGUGCUGCAGACCACUACGGGGGACAGGGUUGUGUAGGUACGUGUUUAAAACAAAAUUAUUUAUUCAGAGCAGAGGUGGUGAGGAUGAUGUUUCGAUUAUACUGAGGAACUGAGGGAGGGCAGGGCAUGAAGGUACAGAGAAGCCACAUUAGGGAUCAGCAACAUGUUAGCUUGGCAUCCACGAGGGGCAAUGUGAGAUAACAGUCCAAAGAAAAAGGAGCAAACCAAAUCUAGAAGAAAAGAACGUUAUGCCCAAACAGAUAAGUUAAAGGGGUGGCUUUUACAAUACAGAUGCACCGACUUAAAUAUUGGGUUUACUUAGUAGAAGUUCAGGGCUCCCCAAGCCUUGGUGCUCAGGAAUAAGGACACAGAACUUGACAGAGAUCUGGUUUAGAGCCCGCUUUUGUCACUUCCCAAUUGUACAACCUUUGGCAAGUUACUAAACUCAGUUUCUCACAUCUUUAGGGAGAGGAUUAUAACAAUAACUGCAUUUCCAAGUUGUUCUAGUUAAAUGGACUAAUGUGUGUUAAAAA
This is a messenger RNA of Galeopterus variegatus (Sunda flying lemur), 2326 nucleotides long. RefSeq names its product claudin 10 (gene CLDN10). The transcript is spliced from 5 exons. Gene Ontology annotation, biological process: cell adhesion; bicellular tight junction assembly. Gene Ontology annotation, molecular function: structural molecule activity. The coding region runs from base 16 to 708 and encodes 230 amino acids. The record is from RefSeq and is a predicted model, not a curated record. Lineage: Eukaryota; Metazoa; Chordata; Mammalia; Dermoptera; Cynocephalidae. Gene Ontology annotation, cellular component: bicellular tight junction; plasma membrane.